UCUAACCCAGUAACACUUUUACAAGCAAUCCCCCCUCUCUCUCCCUUUCGUCUCUACAUCUCCCUCACUCCCUCCCGCCCUCUCUUGUGUAACCGUGCCCAGUGCUGGAUUACUAAGCUCUGAGGCUGCUGAAGCAAGGGGCUGUGGCAGGCUUCGACCAGAAUGGUGAGGUGGUUCCACCCCAACAUCACCGGAAUCGAGGCAGAGCAGCUCCUGUUGACGCGGGGCGUCCACGGCAGUUUCCUUGCCCGACCAAGCAAGAGCAACCCGGGGGAUUUUACCCUCUCUGUAAGGCGGUACGAUGAGGUGACCCACAUUAAAAUCCAGAACUCAGGCGACUACUACGACCUGUAUGGAGGUGAGAAGUUUGCCACGCUGGCCGAACUGGUGCAGUAUUACACAGAGCAACAGGAUCUCCUACGCGAGAGGAAUGGCCAUGUCAUCGAGCUCAAGUACCCGCUCAACUGCAAGGACCCCACCUCUGAAAGGUGGUACCAUGGGCACCUAUCAGGGCGAGAUGCAGAGAAACUCCUCACAGAGAAAGGCAAAGCUGGCAGCUUCCUGGUACGAGAGAGCCAGAGUAAACCAGGCGACUUUGUGCUCUCCGUUCUCACCAACGAGGAGAAACAUGAAAACGUGGACCGAAAGACAAAGGUCACCCAUGUUAUGAUACGCUACCAGCAGGACGGUAAAUACGAUGUGGGCGGUGGUGAGAGGUUUGACACUCUGGCUGACCUGGUGGAUCAUUAUAAGAAGAACCCCAUGGUGGAAAAAAGUGGAAUUGUAGUGCACCUCAAACAGCCCUUCAACGCCACAAGGAUAAAUGCAGCCAACAUUGAGAACAGGGUACGAGAGCUCAACAAAGUAGCAGACAACUCUGAGAAACCCAAACAAGGAUUCUGGGAAGAAUUUGAGGUACUUCAGCAGCAGGAGUGCAAACUGCUGUAUCCCCGGAAAGAAGGCCAGAAGCCCGAAAACAAGAGUAAAAACAGAUACAAGAAUAUCCUCCCCUUCGACACAACUCGGGUUGAAAUCAGGGAAUCAGAUCCAGAAGUUCUUGGUUCAGACUACAUCAAUGCAAACUACAUCAAAAGUAUGCAUGAAGAAGGACGCCACGUGGAAGAGGGCAAAGUCUUCAUCGCCACUCAAGGGUGCCUACAAAAUACAGUAAUUGAUUUUUGGAAGAUGGUUUAUCAGGAGAAUACACAUGUUAUCGUCAUGACCACGAAGGAAAUGGAGCGAGGACGGAACAAAUGUGUCCGUUACUGGCCAGACUUACACGGCACUAAGGAGUUCGGGAAGGUGCUGGUAAGAAACGUGGAUGAGCGGUCGGCUCAGGACUACAUCCUGAGGAAGCUGGAGGUGACUCGUCUGGACCGGAGGGAGCCUCUGAGGUAUAUCUGGCAUUACCAGUACCUGAGCUGGCCGGACCAUGGGGUUCCCAAUGAACCAGGUGGGGUCCUCUGGUUCCUGGAGGAAGUUAACCGCACUCAGAGCAGCAUUCCAGACACCGGACCGAUCAUCGUCCACUGCAGCGCAGGCAUCGGCCGGACAGGCACCAUCAUCGUCAUCGACAUCCUUAUUGACAUCAUUAACCGCCAAGGUCUAGAUUGUGACAUAGACAUCCCAAAGACCAUCCAGAGAGUGCGGCAGCAGAGGUCAGGCAUGGUGCAGACCGAGGCUCAGUAUAAGUUUAUCUACAUGGCAGUGCAGCAGUACAUAGACACGGCCCAGAAGAGACUGGAGGAGGAGCAGAGGAAUAAGCUGAAGGAAAGAGAAUAUUCCAAUAUCAAAUAUCCUCAGAUGACCAAUUCUAGGUCCAAAUCCAACAUGACAUCCUCGCGCUCUUCUUCCAUGAUGACAAAUGAUGAUUCAUCGAGUGUGUACGAGAACAUAAACUUUAAAAGCCCUCAGUCGUCUUUUAGCAGCAACACCAGGAGGUAAAACUAUCGCUGUGGACCUUCACGUCUGUCUGUCUGCCUCUCUUUUCAGCGGAGGUGUCGCUUCGUCAGCACCUGAGAAUCCUUCGAGGGAGGGCGGAGCGUUGCUCUGACAUCUCCCACGUCUGCAGACCCUGCCGGAGAUAAAGGCUGCGAGCUGACCCCUCUCUUACUGCUGCCGUCCUGUUGGACCUCUCUGUCCGGAGUAAGCCUUACCCUCCGUAGAGAGGAGGACUCUACAGCAUAGUGCUAUCACUCAGGACCCUUUUUUGUCCCUGCUCUUCCUCACCUCCUUCUCUUAACUAGCACAAGUGCCUUGUCACAGGAUGUGUCUGUAAUCCAGCCUCCCAAAAAAACCUGCUGUUACAUCUCUGCUGCUUUCCAAACCCUGGAAACACAAGGUGACGUGAGAAGCUUUUUUCCUCUGUGGGACGAAGAUUAAACGGGAAGACUGUCCCAGCCUGAACUGAGCAGACCUGUACGGGACCCAAGAAAGGUCAAAACUAAGCUGUUUGCCCACAGAGAUCCCUCUGUUUUCUACCCUUCUGUCUCUGUUUUCGCUGGUUGUCAUUUGAACUUGAACCUGAGGCUGUUUUCACUGCGAUCUGUCUCUCCAGCUGUGGAGGUUAUUACUAAGGCUGGUGAUUGACGAAAAGGCGGUUAUGUAACGGGGGCACAGGAAGCACAAAAACUCCUUUUUAUUAUUAUUUUUUAAUAUUAGAUUGUGUUUAAAAGUGCUCCCGCUUUGAGUACUAACUCAUUUUGAUUUUUUCUUCCCAAAUCUGUCUUUUUAAAAAGUCUGUUUGAUAUUAUUUAAUGUGAUGUUUGUUGAUACUCUUGGUAUCAUGGCCGUAUAAUAUGUGAGACUUUUUAAGGUAUAUACACACAAAAUUCUAUAUUUACAGAGUAAUAUUUGGUAAAAGAAAUAACACACUGAAGCCUGACUGAUCGAGCAGCAUCCCCAGCUCUAAUUUUGAUGUACUCACUGAUGGUUAUGGUUUGUUUUAAGUCCACAUUUGACAGAAAAUGGGUAAAGAGGAUUCCUAAAUGGAUGGCUAUAGUGGAAGUUGUUUGACUGGCUGUCCUUAUAAUCAGCAGGACUGAAGCAGUUCAACAUCUGUCAGACGACAUCCUCACAAUAAGACAAGGGAAGGGGUGGGGGGGUGAUUAUUGAGGGCCAGAUGGCCAUCUGCCUGAGAUUGAAGAAUAGAUUUGUCUCCAAAAAGUAAUUUAGAAGAUGGCCGUAAUCCAGGCUUGAUGAUAGCUGGUCGAGUAAGCCGGUGUCAUUGACGUGAUAAGGAAGACAGUGGAGGCGUGGGGCACUGAGCCCUCUGCUCUGUCUGGCAGAUUGUGUGCUAUUUUUAGUUCCCAGGAUAAAAUAUAGAUCCUCAAAUACAAGUGCGGGUACAGUAGUGAUAUUUGACCUCACUUGUGUAAAAUAUGAGGAUAAAAGGAAGGAAAACUCACAGGUUCAGAUAAGAAGAUGUCAUAAUACAGUGUCUUACACAGAUUACUUUCAUGACAUAUGCCUUUAUUAAUAGGACAGCAGAAGAGAAGCUUGGAAUGUGAAAGAGGAAGGAUAGCGUGCACUAUAUGAUCACAGUAAUUGAGUUGAGGUGAAGACAUGUUAGCUGAGGACUUUGCCUUUGCACUUAAGGCACCUGAUCCAAACCAGCACCCCAUUUACUCCCACUUUCACACAUUUUGUCAUGUUUCAGCCAGGGCUGGACUGGUGAUCUGGCAUGCAUGGCAUUUUACCAGUGGGCUGACACACUUUAUCUAUUAUUUUUUAAAUUGCUGUCCUUUUAUUCGGGAUGCACGGACUCUGAUACCAGUAGCAUACUCUGUAUCAUUUAAAGCAUGAUAUUAGUCACACAUUGUGUGAGUAUGUAGUCAAAGUUAGAGCCAUGUCUGCAGUUUGAGGAUAUUUUAAGAUAAAAAGGGGUGACAAAAGUUGAGGAGAGUGAAAAAGAUGCACUGAUAACUUGUCAAGAGGAGGGAUGAAGAACAUCUGAUGAAAAUAAAACAAAUUUUCUACAUAUUUUAAGAACGGUUAUGGUAUUAUUAAGUGCUGUAUUGGUACUUUGUAUCAGUGAGUACCCAAAUAAUACUUUUACUUGGCCUGGAAAAGUGUGGCAUUGCUGCAUCCCUACUUUUUAUGUACCUCUGUUUAGCUAAGGUUAUUAUGCUCCACUAUGUUAACCUUCUCCAAUGAGAGCCAGAGAAAACAAAGGACAAAUUUUAUUUUUCUGUGGCUUUUACUUCUCAGCUUUGUAGAAAAUUAGAGGACUAAUUUGGUACACCUAUCAAAGUGGAAGGAGGAACAGUGUGUACAAUAAGCUGUGUUAUCCAAACCUUCAUCAGAAGGGGCAACUGGACUUGAUUAAGGUUAUUGAAUGGGAAAUAAGUUGUAAAAUCAGGGGUAAAAAGUGGCUCUGCACCCAAAAAUGCCAGGGCCAGAUUGUCUUCCCAGUCCAGCGCUGGUUUCAACUGACAAAUUUGAUCAGGAAUGUGGGAUUAUGUGCACUAGACCACCAAAUAACUUUUCAGAAUUUAAAGUGAGAUAGUUAUUACAUGGUUCCCAGAACUAUUUAUGACAAAAAAAAUAAUUUGCUGUAAACUCCAAAAUCACAGGGAUGCACAGUAUUGAGUUUGCUGAUAUCCUAUAUGCCACAAUUUCCAAACUCAUUUUAGCUGAUACUUACGAUGGUUUAUUAGGACCACUGAAAAAAUUUAAACUACAAAACAGGAUCCAUAAAUUAUUUAAAUAAAACACCAAAUUACUUGAGGAUGUUAAGUUGUCAAUUCACAAACCAAACUAAGAAAGUUUUUUAAUCACAAUUUAUCUCAUGCUUUAUUGUCCCUUUCUGCACACAUUGGCUAAAAAAUAUCAGGGUCUCCUUGCAGCCACGGUGAUGUAAAAUAAGUCCACCACCACUCCUUAAUGUCUCAUUUCACUUAAAAAAAAACUCACAGACGGAUUAGUGGACAAAUCAAAAGUCAUCUGCAACUUGUGUUUACCUUUUUAACUUUCCCUUUUUCUUUUCAAUCCACAACAAGUUCCUUUUUUCUGUGGUUAAAUUCAUGUUAAAACCUUCAAUCUAACUUUUAAAACAGGCUAUGCAACCAGGAAGUCAGGUACCUCUAUUUUAAGACAGUAGAAGAAUGAAAAAUGCGACUAAAACAGUUUUAAAUCCAAUAUAGUGGAAUCUUUUAAUGCAGAGAAAAAGGUGCAGUUAAUAGUGAUUAACUGCAGAAUAUUUGAGAUUAAUCAUGAUUAAAAAUAUUUAAUCUUUUGACAGUCCUAAUAACUGAAAUCACAAAGUAGAAAAUAGCCCACUACAUGGAAGAAAUUCACACCAGAUGAAGCUGUUUGCUUUGCAUUUACUGCUUUUUAGAGACUAAUCAGUGGUACUUCUUAGAAGCUCAGAGCAACAAGGAAAUGUUUUUGAUUUUAGACCAGAAUCACCACAGUAUCAUUGGCAUCCAGAAUAAGAGGAGACAUUAUUGAAAACUGGGACUAUCAGGAGAAAAAAAACACUCACUGUAUUCAGGAGAUGACGCUGAUCAAACCUUUUUUUUUAAGUUUUGUUUCUUGUAAAUGUACAACAUUUUAAUGUCAAAUUAAUGACUUUAGCAAUGUGAAGUUUUUUAGUUAAUAAAGGUUGGUUUUAAUUUGUUUUAAUGUUAUGUCUCCUUUAACUUUUAUCUGCUGAUAAUAAUAUUGCAGCUCUUAUUGUGCAUCCCUAAUGAAAAGGUAACAGCAUAAAGUACCUCUACUUUUCAAACUGCUUUAGUUUGAAAAUAAAUGUAAGGAAAUCUAAAUAGAUGUAUUAGAGGUGCAGGGUAUGAGAUUGUGUAAUACUGAGCAGUAUAAUGCAGGUAAACAAAGCAUGGCUAUGUGAGUUUGUUUACUCUAGCAUUAACAUAAAGCAUAACUGAGCUGGUGUUUGUGCUCCAUCCAUUCCUUUCUGUCUACAAACAGAAAUAUGUAACAAACCAUGUCAAGGACACUCGCCGGCUGUUAUCACCUUGCUUUCUAGCUGGCCAGUAUCUGCAGCUGCAGCGCCGGAUUCUCAAGAAACAUGACUUAGAGGAGUAAAGCACUCAGUCGUUUCACUGGAAUAAUCUGUAAUUAGAUACUUCUGACCUUGGAGUGAUGCUAAAAUAAAAUAAAAUAAGAGUGUAGCCUGAUAUAUGGGAUCCAAAAUCAGACUCUUAAACAGCACAGACUCUUUCUCGUAAGGUCCGCUCAUAACAGAGCUCUGAACUUUUAAGCAAACAUCUUUAAGGGCAUCAGUAAAUUAAAAAUGCUGCCAUAAGACCUUCAUAUACCCCCAAUUUUAGCCACAUUAAACUCACUGUUUUACUAUAGUUUGGAAUUGUAAGCAUAGAUUUGUCAUAAAUUCAUUCAGCUCAGUCAAGUAGCAAUUUUUUUAAAGUUAAAAUGUUGACUCACACAACGAAAUGUAUCUGCCCCAGCUAGUUAAACAGGCAUGUCUCUGUGACAAUAACACAUCAUAAAAGUUUAUCAGCUUGUCUCUAAAUCUUUCACCUGAUGUGUCUGCAGCUGUGAUGUCUGUAACAUCCCUCUGUCACGUGGUGACAGCACUGCAUUAACGCUCAAAGAGUAGCUAAACCCUCAGAUCAUUUUUCAGAUGAAAACUUUUUUACAUGGGGAUUUAGUACUAUCAUUAAUUAAUUAGGGUUGAAAUCUUGACAUUUUAGCACAAACUAUUUAAAUUCUACUUUUUUAUGUUAAAACAUUAAUAGCAGCUUCCCUCUACAAGUUGAAGUUGUCUACUCCAAGUGACUUAUUUGAACAUUUUCUAGUGGCUGAUCUGGUGCUUUGUGAUGUAUGUGGAGCCAUCUGUCAUCACUACUGAGCUCAACAGUUACUGCCUACUUUUUCCCAGACUGUUGACUUCAAUUAUAGCAGCUCACAGUUAAAAUCUGAGCUCCACCAAUCAGAGACGUGGCUGUGACACUUGAGGAUUGUAGGGAAUGUAGUUCUGAAAGUUGAACUUGCUUGUUACCAAUGUAAGUAGUCCCACCAUUUUCCAUAUACAGUAUACAUUAUAGUAUAUCAUCAUUUCAUCAUUUGAAACAUUUUUGUUGGAAAUGCAAUUGUCAAAUUUCUAGUGCCAAUACCAGAUUGGAUGUGGAAGUUAAAGGUUUGAUCAGCCAAUCAGAGUUCUAGGAUUGUGGGUAAUGUAGUGCUGUUGACCUAAGUCAAGAAAAAAAAAGUUUUCACCAGAAUAAGGUGAAUAAUAUCCCAACUUAUGUCUUCUAAAUAAUCAUAUAUUUUCUAAAUAGCUUAAUUACUCGAUUCAAUCUUGUUUUGUUUUUUUUGAAAAACAAGCAAAUUAACUUCAAUAAGCAGAGCUGUGUUGUGUUCAGCCAAUCAGGAGCGAUGCUAUUACACUGUAAGAUUGGGAGUAUUGUGGUACUGUUGGCCAAGAUUGCAAAUAAUCCAUGUUUUUCUUAUAAUGAGGUCAAUAACAUGAGAAAUUUUGUCUUCUAUGUAACCAUGUUUUGACAUGAAAUCUUAAAAUUAAAUCUAAAGAGCAGCAUGGACUGAAUGUGGCUGAUAAGGGACAGCAGGAAGAUUGGAAAGGGCAUGCCUAACCCCCCUCCCUCGCAGACCUUUCCAUGACGAUCUAAAGGCAGUUUUUGAAAUUCUAGGGUAGGUGCACCUUAGUUGAAACUGGGUUUAGUUACUCUUUAGUGAUGUGCACAGCUGUCGUGUAGCAGCAGUGAUGCAUAAUUGUAGGCGUAGUUAACUGCAUGUGGAUCUCCAGCUUAAGGGUUAAUGCAAACAACAGGCUGUACAAGCAGAGUCAUAUUUCUUCAAAAAUCUGUAAUAUGACUAUAUCUGAUGAGUCAACAUGGUCAUUUUGCCUCACACAACAACCUGGCUUCACCACCCUCUGUCAACAAAUGCAGCUGUCCAGACCUAACUGAAUUCCUACAUAUUGUUGCUUUAAAAGGUUGAUUCUCCAUGUGAAUAAGAAGUUUUCUUAAAACAAGCAGCUGUGAUAAGCUGUGUAGCUUAAGGUCUAUGUCUGCACCCCUCGUAAACUUCUUGGGUUAUUUUUGAAAUGUCUGACUCCCUCCUGAUGAUCCUUUUUUGUUUUCAUCCAUCUGAGUGAGUUGAUGUGUUUGCGUUUGAACUUCUCUGGCGCUGUGGAUGGUUUUUGACUUUUAUGAUAUUGUACUUUGCCUCUGUUGGUCAUAUUUUUUAUGAUAUGGUGAGAAACAUCAAUACUUGAAAGUGUGAAACUGCUGAAUCUUUGGCCUCAGGCUGUGUGUGGAUGAUGUCUGUCGACUGUGGAAGUGUUUUUGGUAGUGCACUAGAUUUUCAGCCAUUAGUGUUUAUUUUUCUUUUCUUUAUUUUUGUUGAUGUUUCAUUUUUACUCAAAUGUUUUAAAUUGUGUUUUAAAAUUAACUGUUUGAUCCACUCUUGCAUUUUGUACAUGUCUGAAUUAUUAUUAUUAUUAUUUUAUUAUUAUUAUUGGUGUCAUUUCACCAUGGUUAAGUCACUUAUGGCUCUAUUGUACACAGAGGUAUGCAGUAGCACCACAUUAUUUUCUCUCUGCUUCACCUCUCACAUGUACUUGAACAUGAUGUUGAUGUCUUUUUGUUUAUUUCUGUCCCUCUGUCAGUCCCAGUAUGCCUGAAGUGUGUCGUGGUCUCCUGAGUGUUGUUCCUCUUCUUGCACUGGCUCCGCCCAGAUGCCUUCUUGCUGUACAGGCUACAAAUGCUGAUGUAAUAAGCUGCGAGAAACGGCAUCCAAAUGGUUUUAUUAUCAUAUAGUUUAAUAAAAAUCUAUGAUGGCACUAUGGAAAGUUGCACCUGAA
Cheilinus undulatus (humphead wrasse) is the source of this 8800-nucleotide messenger RNA. RefSeq names its product protein tyrosine phosphatase non-receptor type 11b (gene ptpn11b). Bases 163 to 1944 code for a protein of 593 amino acids. Gene Ontology annotation, molecular function: protein tyrosine phosphatase activity. Lineage: Eukaryota; Metazoa; Chordata; Actinopteri; Labriformes; Labridae. The transcript has 16 exons. The record is from RefSeq and is a predicted model, not a curated record. Gene Ontology annotation, biological process: protein dephosphorylation.